This is a messenger RNA of Manis javanica (Malayan pangolin), 1639 nucleotides long. Its product is annotated as serpin B13. Gene Ontology annotation, molecular function: serine-type endopeptidase inhibitor activity. Lineage: Eukaryota; Metazoa; Chordata; Mammalia; Pholidota; Manidae. The record is from RefSeq and is a predicted model, not a curated record.
UUUUACACCUUCCUGGUUCCUUGCCCAGCCACCCUAUUUCUCCAAAAGCCAGAUCUUGCAAGAAUCGCCAUGGAUUCGCUCAGUGCAACAAACAUUCAGUUUGGGUUUGAUCUUUUCAAAGAGCUGGAUAAAAUAAAAGAUGGCAACAUCUUCUUUUCCCCUGCGGGCAUCACAGCUGCCAUCGGCAUGCUCCUCCUGGGAAGCAGAGGAGCCACGGCGGCCCAGUUUCGGAAGGUGCUUUGCUUUGGAAAAAACACAGGAAGCUCAAGGAUCAAGGAUGAAGAGAAAGAGACUGAGGGGACAGAAGAGAUACACCACCAAUUCCAAGAGUUUCUGAGUGAGAUAAACAGACCAACUAGUGAUUAUGAGCUGAAAAUAGCCAACAGACUAUUUGGAGAAAAGACAUACCUCUUCCUUCAAAAAUACUUAGAUUACGUUAAAAAAUAUUAUCAUGCUGCUCUGGAACCUGUUGAUUUUGUAAACGAAGCAGAUGAAAGUCGAGAGAAGAUUAAUUCCUGGGUUGAAAGCCAAGUGGAUGGAAAAAUCAAGGACUUGCUUCCAGAUGGUUCCCUAAGCAGUUCCACCAAGCUGGUGCUGGUGAACAUAGUUUAUUUCAAAGGGCAGUGGGACAGGGAGUUUAAGAAAGAAAACACCAAGGAGGAAAAAUUUUGGCUGAAUAAGAGCACAAGUAAGCCUGUGCUGAUGAUGACUCAACGCCAUUCCUUCAGCUUCACUUCCCCGGAGGACUUGCAAGCCCACAUCCUGGGGAUUCCAUAUAAAAACCAUGACCUAAGCAUGUUCGUGUUGCUGCCCAAUGAAAUAGAUGGUCUGGAGAAGAUUGUAGAUAAAGUAACUCCCGAGAAAUUAGCAGAGUGGACUAGCCCAGGGCAUAUGGAAGAAAGGAAUGUCAACCUGCACUUGCCCCGGUUUGAAGUAGAGGAUGGUUACGACCUAGAGCCAAUCCUGGCAGCCAUGGGGGUGGAGGAUGCCUUCAGCGAGCAGAAAGCUGACUUCUCUGGCAUGUCCUCUGGUUCUGGGUUGAGUGUCCAGAAGUUUCUGCACAGGGCUUUUGUGAUGGUAACGGAGGAAGGGACUGAGGCUGCAGCUGCCACCGGUGUGGGCCUUACGGCCCAAUCACUACCAAGUUAUGAAAAUUUUCACUGCAAUCAUCCCUUCUUGUUCUUCAUCAAGCACAAUAAGUCCAAUAUCAUCCUCUUCUUUGGUAGAUUUUCUUCUCCUUAGGACAGUCAUUGCCUUGGCAGAAAACCAGUUCUGGAAUAUUAAUAGGACUAUAGAAAUGACCCAUUCCUUUAAAAUUUCUUUUACUUGCUCACAUUUCAAUCUUACCAUUAAAAUCAGUGAUUUAAUGACUGCAUUAGGGUGUAUGUGUUCAUAAUUUUCCUAAAAGAGAAAUGUCCGUUUGUUUGUGCCAUGUAUAAAGUGAGUUCAGCUGAGGCUCAUUAAUAAUCUCCAGUUGAUUUCUUCUGAAAGUAAAUCAAUGUUUUGUUGUAGUUUUGUGCAUGAAUGGAGAGAAACAGUCUCUUCAGUAAAGACAAUGGACUUGUGAUUUUGGGAAUUCCCAGUUCUAAUAUUUUGGCAUAUUAUAAUACAUUGGUAAAAUAAAGAGUAAUUUACUCAA